CAACAUGGCGAUGAAAUGUUCGAAAAUGUAGAGCUCUCAUUGGAUAUCGCUCAUCGCUCGUCGCUUAUCGCGUCUAGUGUGCGAAAGCCAAUAAGAAGCAACUGGCGACUUGCGACUAUUGUAAAAUGGCCCUAUCAGACUUCAGACUUGCCGUUGCCGUCCAGUUGCCGUAGUUGGUGUUGCUCUUGUGUGUCUUUCUUCUCUGGUGUUCUUUUACUCCUCUUUUCCUUAUUGAGAGGAAGCUGCUUUAAGAUGGCGAAAGUAAAGUGUUCCGAGUUAAGGACUAAAGAUAAACGAGAGUUGAUGAAGCAGCUCGAGCAGCUCAAGACAGAGUUGACCACUUUACGAGUGGCUAAGGUGACUGGAGGAGCUGCGUCUAAGCUGUCUAAGAUUCGUGUUGUGAGGAAAGCUAUCGCGCGAGUUUACAUUAUCAUGCAUCAGAAGCAAAAGGAAAAUCUUCGUCUUCUUUACAAGAAUAAAAAGUAUAAGCCUCUUGAUUUGAGGCCCAAGAAAACAAGAGCUUUGCGUCGUGUUCUCACCCCGUAUCAAGCCAGCAGGAAAACAUUGAAAGACGUACGCAAGCGUUCUGCAUUCCCACAGAGAAAGUAUGCUUUGAAAGCAUAGUCUGUACGUUUUUAAUUAUUAUUCAAAAUAAACAUUUCAUUAAAAUAUCGAAUAUUUAUUUG
Messenger RNA from Monomorium pharaonis (pharaoh ant), 686 nucleotides. RefSeq names its product 60S ribosomal protein L35 (gene RpL35). Gene Ontology annotation, molecular function: structural constituent of ribosome; mRNA binding. Gene Ontology annotation, cellular component: ribosome; cytosolic large ribosomal subunit. The record is from RefSeq and is a predicted model, not a curated record. Bases 16 to 624 code for a protein of 202 amino acids. Gene Ontology annotation, biological process: translation; maturation of LSU-rRNA from tricistronic rRNA transcript (SSU-rRNA, 5.8S rRNA, LSU-rRNA). NCBI's taxonomy places the organism in Eukaryota, Metazoa, Arthropoda, Insecta, Hymenoptera, Formicidae. The transcript has 3 exons.